AUGACUGACCAAGGAGAAAAUCUUAUCGUGUCCAGCGAAGAUGUCAACAGCAAUGGGACGGAGAGCGAAGCGGUUCACUCUUUUGCUGACCUUCCACAAGACAUUUUGAAGGAAAUAAUGUCUCGUCUUCAUUUAAGAGAUGUAUACCGCUCGUCGACAAAUAAAGAUGCCAACAACGAUGCGGUAGAGAGGAAGUCGGUUCCCAGUUUUAGUGAUCUUCCAAUAACUAUUUUGGAAGUGAUACUCUCUUAUCUUUUGCUAAAAUAUAAUCUUCGUGCAUCAGCUGUUUUCAAGGCAUGGCAUAAAGCCGCUGAAUUGGUUCGUAUUGUGGAACAACAUCCUUGGGUUAUCUCCUUCCCUAAGAGUGGUGACUUGGUUAAUCUUUUCGAUCUGUUGAAACGGAUGAUGUACACACUGAACUUGCCUGAGUUAGCUAGAACCAGUGUUUGCUACUCGAAAGACGGAUGGUUGCUUAUGCGUAGAUCAAGCUUGGUAGACAUGUUCUUCUUCAACCCAUUUACUCGAGAGCUCAUAAGAUUUCCAAAGUGUAAAUUGUCGUAUCAGGUCAUUGCUUUCUCUUCUGCUCCUACAUCAGGUACUUGUGCGGUGGUGGCGUUUAACCCAGCUACUCCAAGAUAUCGUAUGGCUAUAAGCAUUUGCUAUACUCGAGCAACUAAGUGGAUUAUUAAGGAGUUUCAAGAUUGUCUUCCUUUCAAGAGGCUUAGCAACCUUCUCUAUGUCAAUGGUCACCUCUAUUGCUUUGCCUCGGGAGCGCGUUUGUUUGACUUUGACAUAGCUUCUCGCACAUUGAGUUCUGAAGAUUGGGAUGAACCUAGAUACCUUUAUGAUAUUCAUAAUGAUGAAUGGUUGUAUCAUGCAAAGAGAUGUUACUUGGUGGAGCAGAAAGGAGAGCUCUUUCUCAUGUAUACAUGUGGCCCCGAGAACCCAAUGGUGUAUAAACUAGUCUCUUCCAACUGUGUAGAGAUGAAUGGUAAUGAUUUUAACGGUUUGACAAUCUUUGCGAGUCUCUACUCCUUAGAGACGGGAAUGAAUAUUCCAGGGAUGAGGAACAGAGUGUACUUUCCAAAGUAUGAUCUACAUCAGAAGUAA
Arabis nemorensis is the source of this 1110-nucleotide messenger RNA. NCBI's taxonomy places the organism in Eukaryota, Viridiplantae, Streptophyta, Magnoliopsida, Brassicales, Brassicaceae. The record is from the annotation of a GenBank genome assembly.